Molecule: messenger RNA, 7435 nt
Organism: Aedes aegypti (yellow fever mosquito)
Lineage: Eukaryota; Metazoa; Arthropoda; Insecta; Diptera; Culicidae
Gene: mtd
Product: TLD domain-containing protein 2
Exons: 19
Coding region: 984-5276 (1430 amino acids)
Biological process (GO): response to oxidative stress
Cellular component (GO): nucleus
Source: RefSeq, a predicted model, not a curated record
CUCGGUUUAGUUUUCAACGAGUUUCUUUAUCGAUCGCUUGGUUUUGUGCGCGUGUCUUGUGUGCCUAAUUGUGCUGCCGCGUGUUGGCCGUUUGGCGCAGUUUCUUUGCUUGUUGAAGUUGAAGUUGGUGUCUUUUUUUUGGGGAGUUGCAAUUCCGGAUGCGUGUGCGUUUUCUGCGCGUUCAUUGGUUACUGCAGUGAUAUGCGUGGAUGAUUCGGUGCGUGCUUGGAAAUAUAUUGGCGGAAUUUGCGGAAAAAUAAAAUAUUUGCAGUGAUUCCGGGAGUUGGGUUGUGAAACACACCCCCAAGAGCUAAGGUCUCGAGGGUCGUUGGAAAGUGAAACCUAAGUGUUCAACCGGGUUGCAGCAUUAUUAGAUGGCGAAAGUGUUUUCGAUGACCUUUUCUCAUUCUCGGGAUAGUGUCGAAAGCUAGGUGUGCAAUAUUCUACGGAGUGUGUCCUCGUCAUCAACCGCUAAGGUUAGCUUUUAGCGAUGAUCCAUCGGAAGAAAGUGCGCCUCUGAAAUUUCACAAGCAGCAGAGAGCAGAGAUUUGUUUUGUGUACGGUUUCAGCAAGAGAAAAGUGCAAUCGAAACUAGUUUUAGUCAGGUGGAUGGCAAGUGCUUUCAAUCGUUGGACCUUUUUUGUGUUGUUGUGAUCUGCGCGCGUCUAGACGCCAUUGCUUCUAUUUGAAGCUCCUCUUAGCAAGUGCUGUGGUGUGCCAUAGAAAGAAGUAACACACAAAAAAAAUAAAACGAGUUGGAAUACAAAACCAUCGACAUACUCAGUGAACAAACGGGUUCAUCCGACUAUCCGAGCAACCGGAGAAGAAACCUCGAUAGUCUGAACAUUCUAGCGACUUGAAGAAACCCUUGGAACCAAUCAUCGAAGUCGAAGCGGGCAAGAGAUUGGCCUUUUUUCGUCCGGUGUCCCAAUCCGGGGACCUCGAAAACAUCACGAAACCACGAAUUCAACAUCACCGAAACCAUGACCAGUAUACUCUCUACACCGGGCAAGUAUCGCUCGCGUAAGGAUCUCAGCACCGGUUCGAUCCCCACAUUGGUCUCCCUGGAGGAGGAAUCUAGUCUUCACACAGUCACCGGUGCCGAAUCGGAACUUUCACACAGCUAUCACAUUCAUCCAUUGGCGUCGCCCAAUGGAGCCACCGGAAGCGGUUCGAAUGGAAGCUAUGAACCGUUCUCCAAUGCACUAAACAUCAAAAAUGGACUCAGUGCCAAAUCGCCGCGACGGAGUUCACUAGCCAUAGGCCUCCUCGGAGGUCGCAACAAUGGCAACGGCGAAAAAGGCAACAAACGACGAAGUUCCAUUGCAGUGGCCUUCCUCGGAGGUCGUCGCGAUUCCAAAUCUCACAAUCACAACUACCCGAUCGCGACGAUCCCCGAAAAGUACCACAAAACGACCGAGUCGGACAUUGAAAACGACUCACCCGAUCACUACUACACGGUCCCAGCCGGAAGUGUAGCUGCUGUCCUCGGUGGGGAUCCCAACGGUCAGUCAGAGUACGGUGGGGGCAGUAAUGGUAACCUUACGGUGAACGGAUCCGGCUAUGACAAAAAGCGGCGUCGUUCGUCCUCGUGGCAAACCAAACUGGAACGACGCCGGCGCAAGGGGAUGUCCUCGGCGCUGGACAAUGCGGAAGGCUCCGGCAAUGGUCUGGAUAGUUUCGGUUCGGCGAACGGGCUCGAUGCCUUCACCAGCAAGUACGGGCGCGAAAAGCGACACUCGUGGUGGAACAUUUUCGUUCCGGAGAACCUGAAACAGAGGACCCGCCGAGCUAGUCAAGAUGUGAUACUGUCCAAAAGUUCGGACAGCCUCAGUCCACCCUAUCGAAGGAGCAAAUCGAGGAGCGUUGAUCAUGGAUUGGCUGCACCCUUCGAUUUAGACUCUCUGCGGUCCAAAGUGGAGGGCCGCUUCGAAAGCAUCGACCGACUGACUAAAGAUGGAGAGAAGAAACGCUCGAUGCCGACAAUUCCGACCACUUCGUACACAGUCGGAGACAGGGAUACGCUGACCUCGGUGGCAGCCCGCUUCGAUACCACGCCGUCCGAGUUGACCCAGCUGAAUCGGUUGGGCAGCUCGUUCAUCUACUCCGGUCAGCAGCUGCUGGUGCCGGACAAGACGGCCAAGGCGGGAUCCGGAUCGGGUGCCGAAGGGGACUCGGAUGCCAGCACCGAACGGUCGUCACACAGUCCCACCGAGGGUCGCCGCAAGGGAUCCAACGAAGAUCUAUCGCAGGAUGAGAAAGAUCUACUGGAAGGACUUCGUCCCGGAUCACCCAAGCCGGGCCACAUUGAGCGUGUUGCGUCCCCGAACAAUCAAAGUGGUGGAGGAGGCGGAGGAGACACGGCGGCAGGUUUCAGUGAAGAUGACCCGGUUACGAUCCAACGUUUCCUCAAAAUCAAUGUGCGGCACAUCACCGAUGGGCAGGGUGUGGUCGGAGGUGUCCUGUUGGUCACCCCCAAUGCGGUCAUGUUCGAUCCGAAUGUGUCCGAUCCGCUAGUCAUCGAGCAUGGUCCCGAAAGCUACGGCGUCAUUGCACCCAUGGAAUACAUUGUAAAUGCAGCCAUAUUCAACGAUAUUGCCCACAUGCGUGUGCAGGGUGCUACCGGGGGUAACGAAACAGCCGAGAAGGCUGAAAUCUACUACCCAGUGCCGGAGAAGUCCUGUUCCCGUUGUGACACCCAUUCACCCGGCAAGGACUCACUGCUGGUGAAGGACGAAACUUUCCCGGAGCUGGGAGUUGGCUCCGUUGAAGGCUGUGACGAUCAGGAAAGUAUCUGCUCGAGCAACGAACGCGAAGGAGAUGCCUUCCCGAAGGCCUUCGAACGUGAUCUAGUCACGCCAAACAACCUGCAGCGCUUGCAUGGCGAUUCCACCGAGAGUGGUGGCAGUUCGGAGAAACCUCCGUCGGUGGAGCCACCCUAUCUGAGUUACGAUCGGGACUCACAGUCACAAACCCCGAACUCGCUGGACAACAGUAGCACCGGUGGACAGGAACCGCCAGCAAGUGGUACGGGUGCCGGCAAGGGUAGUGCCGAUAAGACUGACAGCAGCAGUAAAACCAACAGCAGUAUUCUCGAGGAUCCAACGGUGCGCACCCUGGAGGAACGGAGACGAAGCUUGCUCGACCAGCAUUGGGCCAUCCCGAGUAAGGAUAGAAUAAAAUGUAAUUGCAAUAAAACCUUAUCUCAAAGAUCGCUGGAUGACGAGGAAGCCGCCAGUACGGGAAGUGGUGCCACGGCCACCUCCAGCGGAACGGCUCCUCCUGCCAUCGGAGUUGGUGCUGGAGGCGCCGGUGUGGAUGAGGUUGUGGCCGCUGCCGGUGGACAACUGGUCAAACAAUCCUGUCACGAUUCCGGUAUCGAUAUCCGGGAUCCCAACACACUGCCAUCGGCGGCUGCCGGAGCAGGAGCUGCUGCAGCAAAUCAAGUACCCCUUCCAGUCGUGGCACCGAUUCCCACCAAGAAAGUCUACAGCGAUGCGGACAUUGUGCUCAGUGCCGAUUGGGUGCCUCCGUUGACGAUCGCCCCUUCGCACUGUAUCGACAGUUCAGCGAGAACCUCUUCAACCACAUCUUCGCAGCAUAGUUCCCUGUCCACUACGCAAGCCGAUGCCGCCAGUCGGAAGAAGGCCUCCAGCGUGAGCUUCAGCGUGGAGGAACAUGAUGGCCAAGGGGGCACCCAAGGGGACAAGGGUAGUGAAACUAAGAAGAAUAAGAUGCUAAAACGACUUUCCUACCCUCUGGCCUGGGUGGAAGGCUUGACCGGCGACGGAGGAAGUACCACCCACAAAUCGGAUUCGAUCGAGUCCGCUCCCAACACAGGAGAUUCCAAUCAAAGCGUAUUUUCCAAAGUUUUCUCGAGCUCCCCCAUCACCCUGGUCUCGGAACUGGGGGGCAAUUUGUUUUUGUCGAAGACCCCCUCGGAAGAUUCGGGUGGCUCGCCGGUGCCUCCGUUGACCCCGCAUGACGGUCAUCAGUUGCACCACCAGCAGAGUGGUGGCAGCAGCAGUGGUGUUGGUGGUGCAGGAGCCACCGCCUCGUCGAUCGGGCGCUCCUCGAUAGGCACCUUCAUCAGGCCCCAAUCGUCGGCGGAAACCGGCUCAGCCACCAAGCAGAAACAGGCACCACCAAAGCUGGACUACCGUUCGAUGGUUUCGAUUGACGACAUGCCAACGCUGUUUGUUAGCUUCGACAUGAAGGCGCCAUUGUUUCCACAACUAGAGAAACUUGAACUGAUCCCGCGUCCGGCCCGUGCUUGUCCCGAUCCGCCAAUGUACCUUCGGUUGCGCAUGGGUCGCAAAAUCGGCAAGAACACCCCACUGCCGACCACGGUCAUGUCCUACGGCAAGAACAAACUACGACCGGAGUAUUGGUUCAGCAUUCCCAAGAACAAGGUUGAUGAGCUCUAUCGAUUCUUGACUGCUUGGGUUCAGCAUCUGUACGGUGAAUUGGACGAGAAAGCCAUCAAGGAGCGUGGCUACGAGUUGAUCCAGAACGACACCGAUUGGGCAACCAAGGGCGGAAGUCCAACCAAGGAUGGACGAUCAGCCAGCGAAGGCGAAAUCACCGAGUACACUCGAGAAUCAUGGGAGAUGCUGAAGGCUCCAUUUGUCAAAACCUACAAUAUUAUCAAAAGCCAAACCGGAUCCAACGAUUUGGAUGGUUGUGAGGUUCUGUCUAUGAGCACAGAUGACUACCGGAAGGCGACGCUGUUUGCAACCAGUUCCUUCGAUCAAGACUUCCAGAUUCCGGACUUGAUCGGCCAGACAGAGAUCCUCAGCGAGGAGCAUCGGGAAAAACUCUGCGCCCACCUGCCAGCACGUGCCGAGGGCUACUCGUGGUCCCUGGUGUUCAGCACUUCGUUGCACGGUUUCUCGCUGAACUCGCUGUACCGAAAGAUGCACAAACUGGAAAGCCCAAUCCUGAUAGUCAUAGAGGAUACGGAGCACAAUGUGUUUGGUGCCCUCACAUCCUGCUCGCUGCACGUGUCGGACCACUUCUACGGUACAGGUGAAUCGCUGCUGUACAAGUUCAACCCCCACUUCAAGGUGUUCCACUGGAGCGGGGAGAACCUCUACUUCAUCAAGGGCAACCCGGAGAGCCUGGCGAUCGGUGCCGGAGACGGAAAGUUCGGCCUGUGGCUGGACGGUGACCUGAACCAGGGCCGAUCGCAAUACUGUAGCACCUACUCGAACGAACCACUGGCACCACAGGAGGACUUUGUCAUCAAAACUCUCGAAUGCUGGGCAUUUGUCUAAAUGGAAGCAAACCAAGAAAUAAAAAACGAAAAAAAUAGUGGCCACUCCCCUCCCUCACGACGACAGGGGCGCUGCGUGAACUGUGAGAAAGUCUAGUGACAUGGAAAUGCGGAAACGAUGUGAGUGUGGCUGAGUGUGAAAGCGGGAGCGUGACCUGGGAAGAACGUGUGUGCGUGUGAUCGCGGUAGAAUCGCAUUGCUACAAGGGCUGAGAUAGAAUUUAGUGCAUAAUUGAUAAGUAAUAUUAUAUAUAAAUGUAAUUGUAACUGUAAACCGAAAUUGCAGAAAUGAAGAAAGUAUAAUCAAAUUUUAGAGAGAUGCUACUUUUAAGAAGAAAACUAAUGAUGGAUUCUACAGCAAAACGGAAGAUUAUUAUGAAAUAAAGUAAAAAAGCAACAUAUAAACCAUUUACAAUGAGAAGAGAAUUUAUUAGCGUCACCGUAAUUCACGUUUUGUGGAUAGAAACGGUAAGAGUGUAGGAAGAGCGGGUUGCACCCAUAUGAAGGAGUAACAUAAAUUCUUAGCUUUAAGGAGGGAGCCUCCAAUAUAAAGUGGGGCCCGUUGUUAAGAAGAUAUAUAUUUAUAAACGAAAAGAGAGUAGCAAAAGUUAAAGAAUGCAAUCUAACUCUGACGAGGACGGUUCGUAAAUAUUUGUAAAUGGCACCGGAAGGUGCAUUUGUGCUCUGAAAGUGUUGCCAGAUUUACAGAAAAAUACCCUCAUACAAACAUUUAUACUUUUGGCGGAGUCUCUCUCAUCCUCCGUUCUUCAUCCCGAAGAAGGCCUGCGGAGCAACACGAAGGCUGUUCGAGAGAGACUCUUCACUGUCCUCAAAGCAGAAUCCAACUCUUGUACACGCAUAUGUUGAUUAACCUCUCUAUAUAUUAGUGCAAAUAACGAAUUAACAAAUGCAAAGUCACCGAAAGUAAUUACAGAAGAAUAAUAAAAGACAGCUUGCGCUGUAGCUUCGUAAUCACCCAUUAAAACAAGCAUAUAGGAAAAAAUAUAAUAAACGAAAUAAAACAAAAGUGAAAACACAUGAUGCUAAAAGAAAAAAAAAUAAAGAACACAUGGUAAGAAAGAUUGUGUUAGAAGUAAAAUGUUCAAACCUAGAGACUGCUUUUCAUUUGUUAAAAAAAAACUGUUGUGACAAAAAUAGACAAAGAGUCAACGUAAAACACUUUACCCCUCCCUUAAACAAAAACACAAACACACCUACGCAAACACGCAAAUCACAUAUUCACCGUGGAAGCUAGCAAGGCGUUUUUCAUUCGUCAAGACGGUCCUGUCCACACGAAUAUUUUGUAGUCACAUUUCUGUGCUGAUGAGAAUAGAAUAUCUGAUCGGAUCAGCACACAAUGUUAGACAAUAACCACACAAACCGUUGAACAAACAAACAAAAACACAAGAAAUCAAAAUUUCACCAAUGCAUGUCAAUUUAAAAAUCGAUUGUAGAAAAACGAAGGGCAGAGAUUGAGCCAGCGGAUCGGAGAUGUCUGCGUGGUGGUUUGUCGGUUUGGAAAGGAAAUAGAAGGGACAGCUGCAGGGUUUUGUUAUUUGCAAAAUCACAAUUUGAUAUUGAUAUUGUUUUGCUGCUAGGAUUCGUUAUUUUAUCGUAUUUUUAUUUGGUUAAGACGCGUCCUGGAAAUAUGACAGAAAUGAUAGAAGGCCCUACGGGAUGCGUGCGGCAUCUCGGGGGUCGUUCGGUCUCAGAAACCUGUUCGAUCGAACCAAACGUGCACUUUCUUCGUGCUAUAGCUGUAAGCAUUGUUUUUAAUUUAUUAUAUUUUUUAUUUUCUCUACAUCCAUAUAUACACGUCUUAUUUAUAUGUAAAAAGAAUUAUGCGAUGGAAGAAAGAAUUAAUCCUUACGAAUGUCCAGAGUGUCAACCAGUUACAAUAAAUUCAUGAAACCCAACACAUUAUGUCGGUGUACACUCCACGAAAAAAAAAACAACACAGAAUGAUUUGGACAGGCAGACAGCUAGAAAUAAAUGCAGGACCGUUCCGGUACUCUGGUCGAAACAGAAAGCAAGUAACAUUUUCUUUUGCAGAUAGACAUAUUAACACAAAAGGGAAAACAUGUUGUUGUAAUUCAUUAACACGUUUUACAUGUGAAACUAUAGUAAUAAAUGAAGCAAACAGUGAUUACAUCUAAUGCCA